Molecule: messenger RNA, 1170 nt
Organism: Vicia villosa (hairy vetch)
Lineage: Eukaryota; Viridiplantae; Streptophyta; Magnoliopsida; Fabales; Fabaceae
Exons: 2
Coding region: 1-1170 (389 amino acids)
Source: RefSeq, a predicted model, not a curated record
AUGGCUAACCAAAGGAGCAAUGAAGCGGCCAUAAAGAAUUUAGAAAAUCAAGUGGGUCAACUUGCAAAGCAAUUGUCCGAGCAACAACCGGUAUCUUCUUUUCCCGCCAGCACUCAAACAAAUCCAAGGGAGCAUUGCAAAGCCAUUGUGACAAGAAGUGGUAAAGAGAUAAAUGGUGGAAUAGAUGGAGGUGUUAUAGUGGAAGAUGAUAAGGAAAUAAUAGUUGAAAACCAAAAGGGUGAGGUGGUACUUGAUGAUGAGGGAGAAAAGAGUGAGGAGAAAGUGGAGGAAGAAUUAGUUGAAAAAGAGCGGAAAGAAAAAGAAGGAAGAGAGAAAAAUGACAAAAAAGUGAAGAGGAAUAAAAAGAGAAAUGAGAAUGUGAGCACAAUUCCUCUCCAACAUCUACCUUACCCGCAUGUGCAAUCAAGGAAGGAAGACGCAAGGCGCUACGCUCGAUUUAUGGAUAUAUUUAAACAACUUCACGUAAAUAUUCCAUUUUCCGAAGCAUUGGAGAAAAUGCCCAAGUAUGCAAAAUUCAUGAAGCAAAUGCUCACAAAGAAAAAGAAGUACACGGAUGAAGAGACAGUUGUGCUUGAUGCUCAUUGUAGUGCAAUUAUUCAAAAAACUCCCCCAAGAAAGGAAGCCGAUCCGGGACGAGUCAUUUUACCGAUCACCAUUGGAGGUAACUACAUUAGUAAUGGUUUGGUUGAUUUGGGGUCUAGCAUCAAUUUAAUACCUUUAUCCGUUGUCAAGAGAUUGGGGAACAUUGAGAUGAAACACACCAGAAUAACUUUACAACUAGCCGAUAAGUCUAUCAUUUCACCAUAUGGAGUUGUACAAGACAUGCUGCCUCCUAAGGAUGAACAUGACAACUUUCGAAUAGAUGAUGAAAAAGGAGAAAUCAUUGAGGUGGAGAAUCAAUUUCACAAGGACAAGGACAAGGCAAAUCAUGAGGGAAAGACUCAUCACAAAAACUUUGAAGUUGGACAAAUGGUGCUUGUGUGCAAUUCAAGACUCAAGGUGUUUUCUAGUAAGUUAAAGUCAAAGUGGUCGGGGCCAUUUGUUUUGAAAGAGGUGCGAAAUUAUGGAUCCAUUGUGGUGGAGGACCCUAAAACACAAGAAAGCUGGACUGUAAAGGAACAAAGACUCAAAGGCUACCACGAUGGAUAA